AUGGACAUCAGCCUACGACAACACUGGAUGAGAGGAAACAUUUCUCUAUGUUAUGAACAUCAUUUGUACUCUUGCCAGAAGAUCAUCUAUCCCCUGGUUAUGAGAGUUGGGAUGUAUUUUCUCAUUGGUUUCAUUAUAUUUUUUACAUUAUUUGGAAACCUCCUGGUUAUCAUAGCAGUCGUUCAUUUCAAGCAGCUCCACACUCCAACCAACUACUUCACUCUCUCUCUGGCUGUAGCUGAUCUGCUUGUAGGAGGGGUUGUGAUGCCUCCCAGGAUGAUACGCACUGUAGAGACCUGCUGGUAUUUUGGAGCUGUAUUAUGUAAAAUACACAGCAGUGUUAAUAUUGUAUUGUGCUCUGUCUCUGUUUUAAAUCUUGCUUUCAUCUCUAUUGAACGAUAUAUUGCAGUAUGUCACCCUCUGCUGUACCACAGGACUAUGCCACCUCAUGUUACAUUAAUCAUGAUUGUUUUUUGUUGGAGCUAUUCUGCUGUAGUAGGAAUCAUAGUCAUGGAGCGAAAUGCUUUCCAGGUUGAACACAAUAGUAAUGUUUUAUGUAAGGGGGCAUGUGUUGCACUAAUAGGGCCAGUGUCAGCUUUGAUAGUUUCUCUGUUCUCUUUGUACAUCCCCUCUGUUAUCAUGGUCUGCAUAUAUGUGAAAAUAUAUGUUGUUGCACAGAGACAGUCACGUACAGUCCAGAACAUUCUCUCUCAACUAAACACACUCAGAGGGCAGCCCACUAUUAGUAAGGCAGAGAGAAAAGCCACUAAAACACUGGCUGUUGUUAUGGGAGUGUUUUUAGCAUGUUGGACACCACCUUCUAUCUACACCACAUACAUUGCAUUUUAUGGUUAUAAUGGUCCACCACAAGUGAUUGAGAUGAUUGCUUGGACUGUUUAUUCCAAUUCAAUGUGUAAUCCUAUUGUGUAUGCAUUUUUCUACAGCUGGUUUAGAAAGGCUAUCAAAGCAAUUUUAUUAGGCAAAAUAUUUAGGAAAGAUUCAUCAAGAAUGAAAUUAACUGAAACAUGGCAACAGAUAAGCAGUAGUCUGUAA
This is a messenger RNA of Electrophorus electricus (electric eel), 1053 nucleotides long. Its product is annotated as trace amine-associated receptor 1-like. Gene Ontology annotation, cellular component: membrane. Gene Ontology annotation, molecular function: trace-amine receptor activity. NCBI's taxonomy places the organism in Eukaryota, Metazoa, Chordata, Actinopteri, Gymnotiformes, Gymnotidae. Gene Ontology annotation, biological process: G protein-coupled receptor signaling pathway. The record is from RefSeq and is a predicted model, not a curated record.